Messenger RNA from Sparassis crispa, 1635 nucleotides. Its product is annotated as Protein phosphatase 2C homolog. Gene Ontology annotation, molecular function: protein serine/threonine phosphatase activity. Bases 1 to 1635 code for a protein of 544 amino acids. The transcript is spliced from 4 exons. Lineage: Eukaryota; Fungi; Basidiomycota; Agaricomycetes; Polyporales; Sparassidaceae. Gene Ontology annotation, biological process: protein dephosphorylation. The record is from RefSeq and is a predicted model, not a curated record.
AUGCAGAUGCUCAGGCGCGCCUGGAAACCCGUCAUCGGCACCGCCGUCCUCGUCGGUGCGCCCUCGUACGUCUUCUACAGGUGGUACUACGCCCGCCCAUCCCAAGAAUCCUUCGACCUCCAGGUCCGCGAGCGUGGGCCCGACGGCAAGCCCGCCAUGCUCACCCGCACCUUCCCCCUUAUCUCCAAGGACCAGGCCGACGCCCGCCUCGCCGCCCACGCCGCGUUCAGCAGCGCAACUCGCCCGGACGGCAUUGUCUGGAAGCACGCGACCGCCUUCCUCGCGUCCAACGACCCCAUCGAGGACGCCAACGACAGCGCCAUCAUGCAGCGCGACGCCGCAGACCCCUCCGCCCCCGGCGACCUCCUCUUCUUCGCCGUUAUGGACGGCCACGCCGGCCCGCACACCUCCCGCCUCCUCUCCAAGGUCCUCAUCCCCGCCGUCACCCUCGAACUCUCCUCCCGACUCAAGGCCCCGCCACAGCCAACGUUUGGGCAGAGCCUUAAGUCUAUUCUCCGACCCACGGCGUCCUCGUCGCUGCCAGUCGACGCGGACCCAGAGCACGUCACGCUUGCGCUCCAAACCGCCUUCCUGAACCUCGACGCGGAGCUCACCAAUGCGCCCCUCCAGCUCCUCGCCGCGAACCUCGACAAAAUCGCGAAAGAGACGCGCGCGAUCCCAGACCUCAGCCAGCACCCGAUGGCCAUGGCCAGCAUGCUCCCCGCGAUGUCAGGCAGCUGCGCGCUCCUCGCUAUGAUCGACACUGCUCACAGUAAUCUCUACGUCGCGUGCACGGGCGACAGCCGCGCCGUCGCCGGCGUGUACGAAGAGUCCGAGGACGGCCAGGGCGUCUGGCGUGUCGAGGUUCUCUCAGAAGACCAGACCGGGCGCAACCCCAACGAGCUCAAGCGACUGCGCUCAGAACACCCGCCCAGCGAAGCAGACGUCGUAAUCAGGAAUGGCCGCAUCCUCGGCGGGCUCGAGCCUAGCCGCGCAUUCGGUGACGCGCGCUACAAGUGGCCGCGAGAAGUGCAGGAAGUGCUCAGCAAAGCCUUCUUCGAAGGCACAGACCAGCCUAUGCGUGCGACGCCCUCCCUACUCAAGACCCCGCCCUACGUGACCGCGCGCCCCGAAGUCACCCACCGCAAGCUCUCCCUCCCCUCUGCCUCUUCUGCGGCGGACGCGGACGUGAAGCCCAAAUCGACACUGCGCUUCCUCGUGCUCGCGACCGACGGCCUCUGGGACGAGCUCUCCUCCGAGGACGUCGUCGCGCUCGUCGGCGGGCACCUCGCCGGGCUCCGCGGGCGCGUCCCCAAGUCCGCGCUGCCUGCCCUCGUGCGCACCACAGGUGGCGCGCCCACCGUCUCCGGCAAGGACCGCGCCCCGCGCCGGAGCGCGCCGAGCGACGGUGCGUGGGCGUUCGAGGACGAGAACGUCGGCACGCACCUGAUACGCAACGCGUUUGGUGGCGCCGAUGAGCGCCGCCUCCGUCGCCUGCUGAGCAUUCCCGCGCCGCAUGCGCGCAGCUAUCGUGAUGAUGUCACUGUGUCGGUCGUGUGGUGGGAGGAGGGGCGCGAGGGCGACGCGCAGGCGGCGGCGGUCGCCGCGGGCGGGACGGUGAAGGCAAAAUUGUAG